UUGGAAAAGUAUAUCAAAAGAACAAACACGGCACUGGUUGACAUGAAAUUGAAGAGUCAAUGCUUCCAUAUCCUCAUUUUGAUGAAAACAGAGGAAUUGGCAAGUCUGAGAAUGAGCAGAGGAAUGAUUUCACUAGUUUUUCUCUUACUAUUUUGUUCUUGUUUGCAGUUUGGCUCUUCAGCAGACACCAUAACUCCAUCAAAAUCUAUCAAAUAUCCAGAAUCCAUAGUCUCCAAUGGCAGCAAGUUCCAACUGGGAUUCUUCAGCCCUGCUAAUUCUACUGAUCUUUAUGUGGGAAUAUGGUACAACGGUAUUGACCCUGUAAAAGGCAUCAUAUGGGUAGCAAACAGGGAGAAGCCUCUGAAGGACUCCUCUGGAACGAUGAUGAUAUCUGAGGAUGGCAAUCUUGUAGUUGUGAAUGGGCAGAAGGAGGUUCUUUGGUCAUCCAAUGUUCAAAAGCUGAAAGGUUAUAAUACAAUUGCUAGGCUUCUAGACUUUGGAACCUGGUCUUGCUGGAUAAAACCACUGGCGUGAACAUGUGGGAGAGUUUCCAACAACCUUCUAAUGUUUUUAUGCCAACAAUGAAGCUCGGUGUAGAUUUAAGAACUGGUAAGAAAAUCCAGGGGACAUCGUGGAAAAGCCCUUCUGAUCCAUCUGUUGGUGAUUUCUCUGUUGGGAUCGAGCCUUCCGGCAUACCUCAAUCCUUCGUGUGGAAAAAUUCUCAGCCAUAUUGGCGGAGUGGCCAGUGGAAUGGUCAGGUAUUUGUUGGAAUACCAGAUGACAUAUUCCGAUCUUUAUAAGUUUAGCCUUGAUACUGAUAAAGAAAAAACCUUUUAUCUU
Molecule: messenger RNA, 840 nt
Organism: Rubroshorea leprosula
Lineage: Eukaryota; Viridiplantae; Streptophyta; Magnoliopsida; Malvales; Dipterocarpaceae
Source: the annotation of a GenBank genome assembly